Messenger RNA from Paramisgurnus dabryanus, 1122 nucleotides. NCBI's taxonomy places the organism in Eukaryota, Metazoa, Chordata, Actinopteri, Cypriniformes, Cobitidae. The record is from RefSeq and is a predicted model, not a curated record.
UCGUUCUGAGAGAGAUAGACUGUGCAGACUGAUAGUAAUAGUCAUAGAUGAUGGCAGCAGCAGUAAAAGCAUGCAAUGUCCUGAUCACAGGAGCCAACCGGGGCUUGGGUUUAGAAAUGGUCAAGCAACUCGCGGAGGGUUCUUGUCCAAAGCGCCAGAUUUUCGCCGGCUGCCGUGACCCUGCUGGUCCGAGAUCUGAGAAACUGAGAGAACUUGCUGAAAAGCACCCUGGCAUUAUCACCAUUGUCCAAUUAGAUGUAACCAAUCCAUCCAGCAUCAAAGAGUCUGUUAAGAAAGUGGCUCCUAUGCUGGAGAAGAAUGGUUUGAAUCUGCUGGUGAAUAAUGCAGGCGUGCUUGCACAUGGCACCAUGCUGUCCACCUCAGAUCAAGAAAUGCGUGAUGCUUUCAACACCAACCUAAUGGGACCUUUCACAGUCACCAAGGAGUACCUGCCAUACCUACGCACUGCAGCCAAAGCCAGCGGCACAUCAGGCAUGUCAUGUGAAAAGGCGGCUAUCAUUAACAUCUCUGCUGGACUUGGCUCCAUGACUCAAAUGCUUACGUUGUACUCCAAUUUUCCAACAUUCUCAUACAGUGUCAGCAAGGCAGGUCUUAACAUGUUGACUGUGUAUACCUCUACGGAGGUAAAGAACGAUGAGAUCCUCUGUGUUUCCAUUCAUCCAGGAUGGGUUAAAACUGACAUGGGUGGAGAUAAAGCACCUCUUGAAAUGAAAGAAAGUGUGGAAGAGCUUCUGCGUGUCAUGAGCGGUCUUACUGAGAAGCAGCAUGCUGGAUUCUUGGACUACAAAGGACAAACUCUUCCCUGGUAAUCCAGGAGAACUGUGAUUUUCACAUUGACACCGAUUUAAGUUCAAACUCCCCAAUUUGAACUUUAAACAAUACAACACUCGGGACCAAUCAAUGAAAGCAACACUUCUGCAAAAAGUCAAAGUUGAAUAGCUAACAAAAAGUAAUUAAACACUAUUUUACAUAAUUUUAACAUGUUUGUCAUUACAUAACAUUAUUAUUAUAUAAACAGUGUUUUGUGGUUUUGCCUUGUGGUUUAUAAUUGAUAAGAUUUUUCCAGCAGUGCUAAAUAAAAAUUUCUAUUGUUUUAUGAAA